UCUGACCAGAGAAGCAAGGUUCACCAGGAAACAUCAUCAGAAAUGUAGAGCAUAGUUCAUACAUUAGUCCCUGUUAACCAUCUGUGUGUGUCUCAAUAAACGGUUAUCCUUUUAUUUUUUUGUGCCCACAUUUUUGACAUAAAAAAUGCACAGAGUGCAGAUUUUGUCGGGACAUCUGUCGUCAAACAGUCGUGUGGGAAUGAGGCAGUGCAGCGCUUCAGCUGCUGAUCCAAAUGAUAUCGUUGUGGUUCAUGGACUACGAACAGCCAUCGGCCGAGCGAAGAGAGGAUCCUUUAAGGACACUACCCCAGACGAGCUCCUUAGUGCUGUGAUGAGUGCAGUCCUGAAGGAUGUGGGACUGAGACCCUCUUUAUUAGGGGAUGUGUGUGUUGGUAAUGUACUACAACCCGGUGCAGGUGCACUGAUGGCUCGAGUUGCACAUUUUUUAAGUGGUUUUCCUGAGUCUGUACCCGUAUACACUGUAAACAGGCAGUGCUCUUCUGGACUACAAGCACUUUUUAAUAUUGCAGGAGGAAUCAGAGGAGGUUCGUAUGACAUGGGACUUGCCUGUGGUGUGGAGAGCAUGUCCCUUCGUUCACCGGAUAACCCUGGAGACCUCAGCCCCCGACUGAUGGACAAUGAGAAAACCAGAGACUGUAUCAUUCCCAUGGGAAUAACCUCAGAGAAUGUUGCUGAGAGAUUUGGCAUCACUAGGGAAGCACAGGACCGCUUUGCUCUCAGUUCCCAACAAAAGGCAGCCAUGGCACAGAAAAAGGGCUUGUUUGAGCAAGAAAUCACACCGGUCACUACUAAAUUUGUGGAUGAAAACGGCACGGAGCGCACUAUUACUGUCACAAAGGAUGAUGGGAUCCGGCCUGGGACUACCUUUGAAGGCCUGGCCAAACUGCGACCAGCGUUCAAAGAAACCGGCAGCACCACAGCUGGUAAUGCCAGUCAGGUGAGUGAUGGCGCAGCAGCAGUGCUAAUUGGGCGGAGAUCUACAGUGGAGAAACUGGGACUUCCUGUUUUUGGGGUGCUGAGGGCGAGCGCUGUGGUGGGUGUUCCACCAGACGUAAUGGGCAUUGGCCCAGCCUAUGCCAUCCCACAAGCCCUCAACCAGGCUGGGCUGACCGUGGAUGAUAUUGAUGUGUUUGAGAUCAACGAAGCAUUCGCCAGUCAGGCUGUGUAUAGUGUGGAAAAACUGGGUAUUCCUAUGGAGAAAGUGAAUCCUAAUGGAGGAGCCAUUGCUCUUGGUCAUCCACUGGGCUGCACUGGUGCUCGACAGGUCGUGACUUUGCUCAAUGAGCUCAAACGCAGACGCAAGAGAGGGUAUGGCGUGGUGUCCAUGUGCAUUGGGACUGGAAUGGGAGCAGCUGCAGUUUUUGAGUAUCCUGGACAGUGAUGAAAGGCCUGUCGCAAGAUCCCAAGAUGCAAAUGUCCUGAUGACACGCAGAGAAACUAACAGUCACAAAUUAUUUUUAAUCAAGCUGCUAGAAGUCUAACUGUAAACACAAGCAGAGAGACCACACUUCUUACGUAGUGUGCAUCAGUGGGUGUUUGCCUUAAUUUUUGAGGAUGUUCACCAUUCAGAUCUCACUUUAAAGUGCCUUGCAUUUCAACUGUGAUAACAGAUCAUGGAAACAGACAUGCUUGUAUCUGUAAGAGCAAUCAGAAUACCAACUUUUAUCUCUUUGAUUUGUGACAUUAAUCUGAUCUAGUCUUUCCUUCUGAUAUGGAUAUAGCAGCAGAACUCAGAAUUAAAAAAAUAAACUUUUUUAACCUGUGUUGAGGACCAGUGUAAUUUACAAAGGUUGUAAUGCAUCUCAUUUGUU
Molecule: messenger RNA, 1832 nt
Organism: Sinocyclocheilus grahami
Lineage: Eukaryota; Metazoa; Chordata; Actinopteri; Cypriniformes; Cyprinidae
Gene: acaa1
Product: acetyl-CoA acyltransferase 1
Exons: 12
Coding region: 146-1402 (418 amino acids)
Biological process (GO): phenylacetate catabolic process; fatty acid beta-oxidation
Cellular component (GO): peroxisome
Molecular function (GO): acetyl-CoA C-acyltransferase activity
Source: RefSeq, a predicted model, not a curated record